Messenger RNA from Dujonia railenensis, 618 nucleotides. The record is from the annotation of a GenBank genome assembly. Lineage: Eukaryota; Fungi; Ascomycota; Pichiomycetes; Serinales; Debaryomycetaceae.
AUGUCAUCUCGUUUGUUUUACCGUAGCUUAGCUACCGCCACCAAGUCAGUCAGACCUCCAGUUCAAUUGUUCGGUAUUGACGGAACCUACGCCUCAGCUUUGUACACUGCUGCCGCCAAGGAAUCAUCUAUCGACAAGGCCUUCCAAUCUCUCAGCAAGGUCAGAGAAGUUGUUCAAUCCGACAAGGAUUUGGCCGAAUUCUUGGUCAACCCAGCAUCAUCUAAGGAAGACAGAUCUGCAGUCAUUGAUGCCUUGUCUUCAUCAUUGAAGUUGGACAAGUCCGUCGGUAACUUCUUGAACGUGUUAGCCGAAAACAACAGAUUGACUGAGUUCGAAGGAAUUUUCAGCCAAUUUUCCGUUUUAAACGAUGCCUACAAGGGAGUGGUUGAAGCCACUGUCACCUCUGCCAAGCCAUUGGACAGCAAGACCAUCAAGAGAUUACAAACCGCCAUCUCCAAGUCAUCCUUUGUGGGUGAAGGCAAGACCUUAAACGUUACUAACAACGUCGAGCCAGACUUAUUAGGAGGUUUAGUCGUUGAAGUUGGCGACAGAACUGUCGACUUAUCUGUUUCAGGUAAGAUUGCCAAGUUGAACCAAGCUUUAAAUGAAUCUGUCUAA